AUGCCGGUGACCUGCUCCACAGCGAGUGAAAGGGUGUCGCGAAGAGAUGCCAACCCCAGGCAGCGCCUGGGUGACACGCGGGGCCAUGGGGCUGCCUCCCCGCACCCUCCUGGGAGCGGGGGGGGUGUCCCGUGGGGUCGAGGCGUUUUGUGUCACCUCCCUGCCCUCCUGCCGCAGGAGGGGAUCGGUCUGGACGCCAUCAACGACGCCUUCCUCCUCGAGUCCUCUGUCUACAGGCUGCUGAAGAAGUACUGCGGGGAGCGCCCCUACUACCUGCACCUGCUGGAGCUGUUCUUGCAGACUGCCUACCAGACUGAGCUGGGGCAGAUGCUGGACCUCAUCACCGCUCCUGUUUCCCAAGUGGAUUUGAAUCGCUUCACUGAGCAGAGGUAUAAGGCAAUCGUUAAGUACAAGACGGCGUUCUACUCCUUCUACCUGCCUGUGGCCGCUGCCAUGUACAUGGCUGGCAUUGAUGGGAAGGAGGAGCACGACAACGCCAAAGCAAUCUUGCUGGAGAUGGGCGAAUUCUUUCAGAUCCAGGAUGAUUACCUGGAUUGCUUUGGGGACCCAGAGCUGAUGGGGAAGGUUGGCACCGAUAUCCAGGACAAUAAAUGCAGCUGGCUGGUGGUGGAGUGUCUGCGUCGGGUCACGCCAGACCAGAGGCAGAUCCUGGAGGAGAACUAUGGCUGUAAGGAGCCCGAGAAGGUGGCAAAGGUGAAGGAGCUCUAUGAGACCCUGGGCAUGAGGGCUGCUUUCCAGGAGUACGAGGAGAGCAGCUACCAGCGCCUGCAGGAACUGAUCGGGAAGCACGCCAGCCGCCUCCCCAAGGAGAUCUUUCUGGGCCUGGCUCACAAGAUUUACAAGCGGCAGAAGUGAUGGUGGGCCUGGCUGCGGACUGCUUCGCCUUGGCUAAGGGGG
Messenger RNA from Egretta garzetta (little egret), 918 nucleotides. RefSeq names its product farnesyl diphosphate synthase (gene FDPS). The transcript has 7 exons. Gene Ontology annotation, biological process: trans, trans-farnesyl diphosphate biosynthetic process. Bases 1 to 876 code for a protein of 291 amino acids. Gene Ontology annotation, cellular component: cytoplasm. Gene Ontology annotation, molecular function: (2E,6E)-farnesyl diphosphate synthase activity; dimethylallyltranstransferase activity. Lineage: Eukaryota; Metazoa; Chordata; Aves; Pelecaniformes; Ardeidae. The record is from RefSeq and is a predicted model, not a curated record.